AUGGUCUUUGUAGUUAUGGAGAUAAUUGGCUUCUUCCUGGGCCUAGUGGGCAUACUGGCCAGUCUGAUUUGCACGGUGCUCCCCUUUUGGGAGGUCUCGGCUGACAUCGACACUUUGAAGUCCUUUGGAAAAAUGAGGGGCCUGUGGAUGGAAUGCACCCCCAAGGUGAAUGGGGUCUUCGCUUGCAAACCCUAUGACGCCAUCCUGCAUCUGGCCAUUUACGUGCAGGUGUCCCGGGCCCUAAUGGUGAUCUCCCUGGCCCUGUCCACCCUGGGCUUAGCCUUCGCCGUUUUUGGGAUGAAGUGCACUAUCUGUCUGAAGGGCCCAGGAGCGCUUAAAAGAAAUUUGGCAGGUGUGGCCGGGUGCUUCUUCCUAGCGGCUGGUCUCAUGACGCUGGUGCCUGUCUCAUGGACGGCCAAAAACGUGAUCUCCGCUUUUCAUGUCCACGACACCCCCGCUGCGGCAAAGUUAGAGCUGGGCGACUGCAUCUACUUGGGCAUCUUUGCCGCAUUGGCCUCCAUCAUGGGUGGUAGCUUGCUGGUCGUAUCCUUCUGCAAAUGCAGAGACUGCGGAGGACGUGACGACUGCUCCCCGUACAGAUUGACCUACUACCCACGUGCAGCAGGAGAUAUUGUCGUGCCGCUGGUGCAACACCCUCCAGUCCUGCAAAUGGGAAGAUGCGGUGUGAUUGACGGGGCGCAAACGCUGACUCAAAGUUGUAGUGAGAGCGACAAGGGAGUCAAGCCCAUGGGAUCAGCAUAUGUGUGA
Molecule: messenger RNA, 768 nt
Organism: Nerophis lumbriciformis (worm pipefish)
Lineage: Eukaryota; Metazoa; Chordata; Actinopteri; Syngnathiformes; Syngnathidae
Source: RefSeq, a predicted model, not a curated record